AGUUCUCUACUGCGCAUGCGUAUAGUAGCAUGGUGUCACUGACUGUACCAGCUGGGGAAGUUUUUAAAUUAUUAACAUAGUAAAGUUUUAAUGAGCGAUAUGGGUUGUUAACUGUGGAGUUUUUAUAAGAUUUAAGCUCUAAACAGAGAAAGUAUCAUACAGAAGCAGAACGAGAGCCAUGACAGCUAACGAGGAUCAGGAGAUGGAGCUGGAGGCUCUUCGCUCCAUCUAUGAGGGGGAUGAGGGUUUCAAGGAAAUCAGUCCAGUGUCCUUUCAGUUUAGGAUAGGAGACCUUGAGGACACCAAAGCAUUCAUCCUGGACAUCACAUGGCCAGAGACGUACCCUGAGACGGCCCCACAAAUCUCCCUCGAUGCCUUUUUCAACAACAGAAUCUCUGCAGAGACAAAGCAGCUGAUCUUGUUAAAGCUGGAGGAGCAAGUGGAGGCUAACCUGGGGACCGCGAUGAUGUACACCCUGUUUGAAUGGGCCAAGGAAAACCAGGAAGCCCUCAUGGAGAACCAUAAGCCUUUAGUGACUGCUGUGACGUUGACAUCCAGCAGUGAGGUAACAACUACCAGCUCAACAGCCAAGAAGAAGGAAAAGAAAGAACAGCUGACUAAAGCUCAGAAGAGAAGGAUCAUCAACAGAACAGAUAACAAGGGAGAACUGCCAAGAGGUUGGAACUGGGUUGAUGUUAUCAAACAUUUGAGUAAAACAGGAGGAAAAGAUGACGACUAAGCCUUAGGGCAGUGAUGUGGUGCUGCUUUACACAAGAAACUGUAGUGAAGUCUGUAAUCACUGCAGCCUGUUGAUGCUGCAGCCUAGAAGCCUUCACAUUCAACCUCACCAACAUGUUACACUCACAAUGGCUGCUUCCACCCUGACAACCAAAGCAGGCUGGGUAACAGUGGACUUCAGGAUACACAUACACUCAGCCAAAAUGAGACUUUAAGCUGGGAUUUCUCAGAAGCCCUUGCUGUGUUUUAUGUGUUUGUUGUUUUUGUGGAAAGCAGCCACGUCAAGAGGAACACGUGAUCAGGUUUUCUUCAUUCACUUAGCCCUCAGAUAUUCUGCUCAGUCAUCCAUCAGGGUGGAGUGUGCUUGAGUUCUUGCUGUCACUGCCAUGUUUUCAGUCAGUGAGAUUAACCCCAGCUGUCAGGCACUGAGACAUAAAUGUUGGAUUGUGGUUCGAAAUGGAUGUGUCAAAGUGUCAAGUAGCAUUCUGCUCUUACUCUGAGGUAUGUGAUUUUGUGAAAGCUGAGAAAUUUCUAAUAACACAAAAUGCUUCUCCUUUCACCAUUUUCCCCAUUUUCUUAUUUUGACAAAUGUUUCCUUUUCCCUUUGAAUUGAAAAACUUAAAUUUUUUAUAUAUAAAUAAAACACACUUGGUCUGCU
This is a messenger RNA of Xiphias gladius (swordfish), 1396 nucleotides long. It is a transcript of the gene rwdd4, whose product is annotated as RWD domain containing 4. The coding region runs from base 179 to 739 and encodes 186 amino acids. Gene Ontology annotation, molecular function: protein binding. NCBI's taxonomy places the organism in Eukaryota, Metazoa, Chordata, Actinopteri, Istiophoriformes, Xiphiidae. The transcript is spliced from 8 exons. The record is from RefSeq and is a predicted model, not a curated record.